Messenger RNA from Microdochium trichocladiopsis, 1216 nucleotides. Its product is annotated as ubiquitin-conjugating enzyme/RWD-like protein. Gene Ontology annotation, biological process: ubiquitin-dependent protein catabolic process; protein polyubiquitination. Gene Ontology annotation, molecular function: ubiquitin conjugating enzyme activity. Lineage: Eukaryota; Fungi; Ascomycota; Sordariomycetes; Xylariales; Microdochiaceae. The record is from RefSeq and is a predicted model, not a curated record. The transcript has 7 exons. Bases 307 to 870 code for a protein of 187 amino acids. Gene Ontology annotation, cellular component: nucleus.
CUCUCCUUCCCGACUACAACCUUCACGACACCACGCCGUCCGCCUGCGAACAUCGACCUCGUCCCUGACCUCCUCCUGGUUGCCCUCGAAACGCUCACACAGUAGCAUACCGCCCACUUGCCACCCGCCCGCGAGCUCCGACGUCACCGCCCUGGUCGAUUCCCCCGCACCAUCGAAACGGGCAGAUCCAGAACGAGCAAUCUACCCAGUCGAUCAUAGCUGCCUCGACAACGCUUGUCGAGGGCAGUACCGACUCAUAUCUAUUCCUGUGCUUGCAAAGACGGAGAACGACUCAGAACCGCCACAAUGAGUAGCCCACGCAGGAGAAUCGAGACAGAUGUCAUGAAGAUGCUCAUGAGCGACUACGAAGUCACACUGGUGAACGACAAUAGGCAAGAAUUCUACGUUCGCUUCAAGGGCCCCACAGAAACGCCAUUCGAGAACGGCCUGUGGAAGAUCCACGUCGAGCUGCCCGACCAGUACCCGUACAAGUCGCCCAGCAUCGGCUUUGUUAACCGCAUCUUCCACCCGAAUAUCGAUGAGCUUUCCGGAUCCGUCUGCCUCGAUGUCAUCAACCAGACGUGGUCGCCAAUGUUUGACAUGAUCAACAUCUUUGAGGUUUUCUUGCCCCAGCUGCUGCGCUACCCCAACCCCUCCGAUCCCCUGAACGGCGAGGCGGCCGCGCUGCUGAUGCGGGAGCCCAAGAGCUAUGAGGCCAAAGUCAAAGAAUAUGUCCAGAAAUAUGCCAGCAAGGACGCCGCCGACGAGGCCGGCGCCGAGAGCCAAGAGGACGACGAUCUGUCCUCAGUGGCCAGCUUUGGUGACGACGACGACGACGACGAGCCCGCGGGCCAGAUGGAUGAUGUAUAAGGGAUUUCACACACAGAAUGAGCCCAACCCCCCUGGGCCGGACUUUUCCAGCGUCCGUGCCCCCUUAGGCGUUUCCAUUUGUUCUGGAUUAGGAGUAUGAUGGCUUUGCAUUUGGUGCCUUUUGUUCUUUUUGUUCGGAGGAUUGAUAUGGGCAUUGCCUCAAUGGGCUAACAUGGACUGCGUCAUUGUUUUCUUGUCUUUUUCCCGCUCUCGGAGACGUCAGUAGUGCUACCUGGGGAAUGGACAGGCAAUUGCACAAUGCUGUCCACAACGCCGCUCGGGUACGGUGCUGCGCUUCACAAGAUUACAUCAAUAGUCAAACAGGAAUUACUCUACUCUCCCAUCA